This is a messenger RNA of Pogonomyrmex barbatus (red harvester ant), 1908 nucleotides long. RefSeq lists its product as uncharacterized. The record is from RefSeq and is a predicted model, not a curated record. NCBI's taxonomy places the organism in Eukaryota, Metazoa, Arthropoda, Insecta, Hymenoptera, Formicidae.
AGAAAUCACUGCUUGCCUGCCUACCGGCCUCGAUCCUCCGUCAGUAAACGCGAAGAUGUCGUUCAGUGUGGUAACAAACUGUCUACUUAUCAUUUUUAUAGCUUUGGCUAACGGGAUGCCACAGGAAGAUGAAGAAAAAUCUGGACCGCUUCCAUUCCUUCAAUUUACUAACGGAGGAAUCCGGGUGAAUUUCGGAGGAUAUCACGCUCAGGCUGGACUCGGUGGUCUUCUACGAGGCACAGGCGCAGGUGGUGGACUUCACGCGAGCGCGGGAACUCCAUGGGGUGCACACGCUGGUGCGGGAUUAGGCGGUCAAUUAGGUUUGGUAGAAGACGGUGGUAAUCUUGGCGGCGGUCUUUACGCUCGCGCUGGAUUCGGUCGUGGAGGACCAGAAGCGGCAGCUGGCCUUGGCGGGAGACUGGAUGGCAGUGGAAGGUCGCCGAACCCAAUCGCAGGUGGCAUGCACGCGGGAGCGACACUAGGCGGCGGUCCAGGUCCUGGAGUAUUUCUCGGAGGAGGUCUUGACAAAGCAAUUGAUGGAUUUAUAAGCGGCAGUACGCCUAACGAAGUUGGCUCAAAUCCGCCUGCACCUGCCGCUACCACGCCAUCAAACGAGGAGGCGACUACGAAGGCGAAGGGUCGAACGAAUAUACAGAUUAUACGUUCGAGGAAGGAGAAAGAGAAGGCGCUUGAAGCGACGUCACGAGCCGAUGCGUCCGCAGAUGGAAAAACCGAGACGCAUAACAAGGAGACACGACGUGCGGUGCCAGUAGCGGUCGUGCCACCCGCGGCGGAAGUUGGCCUGGUCAAAUCGAUUUACGUUGGGGCGGCUCCAGCAGUGAAAACCGUCGUGGCGGCUCCAGCAAUAAAACCCGUCGUGAUUCCUGUAGUCCCUACAGCUGCUACAGCCAUAGAAGGCGCAGGCCAAGUCGCCGCCACCGCCACCGCCACCGCCACCGGCGGCAUGACAGUUAAUCCAGUGGUCGUUCCGAAGCCCGUGUACCCGCGAUGGUACUUUAGAAAGAGGUUUUGGACCGGACCCAGAAAAGCGGUCUACGUAGCUCCAACGGUUGCCGUCGAUACCCAAAGCUCACCUUCGGACAUAGUCGGCGGAAUUUUCCUCAACGCGAUGGGAGACGGCGGUGGCACAGUCGUCGCCGGUAAAGCUUACGGCGGAUCUCUAUUCGAUGAUAUUUUUAACAUCCCGAUUUCUACGUUGUCCGCUGUUAAUCAACUGCUGAACAACGUCGGCUGAGAUCUCACCGUGGCGCAGUUUCCUCUUAUGAGCCUAUGCCUAUGAUAUUAUUAUAUAAUAAUAAACGAUUACAUAAUAAGACAUACAAGCGAAGAUCGAGGAUCAUGCGAGGUUCCUUCGAAUAUAUUUAGCGAAUUCAUUCAUUCGUUGCGUACUCAGCCCCUUUUGACUGAAGAUGUUUAUUCUGUCUACUUACGGAUGCUAAGCACAUUUUAACAUCCAUCUCGCGAUUCCUUGUACGUGCUUAGAUUAUAUCAAUGAUUUCGUAUACACUAGUAUUCCUUUGUCCACAAAUCAUAUAUUCGCAAGAAAAAUAUACACAUUAAUAAAACUUUAUAUGAUAAAUAAUUAAUAGAGCAUAAUUUAUUUAUAAAAUUCAUUCUCAUGCUUUAUGAUUUACACAUUAUUUGUAUAUAAUUGUAUAUAAUAUACGCAAAACUUCACAACACACAUUUCAAGGACGUUGUAUUGCGCUGUCAAGAAUUUUAAAUUAUGUAUGUACAUUGUUCAGCAUAAAUUGUAUAUGGGUACAAAUAUAAGCAUCAUAAGACAUUCGCUAUUAGCUACAAGUUAUUGUAUUUAAAUUUGAUAGUUAAAAAGCGAAAGAUAAAAUGCGGUCGUUAAGAUGAAAGCAAACAAUAAUAAUAUGGUAU